This is a messenger RNA of Sinocyclocheilus grahami, 1540 nucleotides long. Its product is annotated as leucine-rich repeat-containing protein 2. Lineage: Eukaryota; Metazoa; Chordata; Actinopteri; Cypriniformes; Cyprinidae. Gene Ontology annotation, molecular function: protein binding. Bases 14 to 1147 code for a protein of 377 amino acids. Gene Ontology annotation, cellular component: cytoplasm. The record is from RefSeq and is a predicted model, not a curated record. The transcript is spliced from 9 exons.
UCUGUUCCUCAGCAUGAAGGCAGAGCGGAUCGGCGUUGAUAUUCCCGUGUAUGACCUCUCUCUGAUCCGAGAUCUGUGGGAGGGACGCGUGAAGAAACACAAGCAGCGACAGAAGAAGGAGGAAGAGCGGAUCAGUCAAAGUGCUCUGGCCAGGGUGAAUCAGCAGUGGCAGUAUCGCAUUGCAUGCAGAAAGCUGAAGAGCGCCGAGGUCGCGGCGCUGCAGUGUUAUCUGGAGAGAUCAGCGCUCAGAGAAAUACACCUCCUGCCCACCGAUAACAAGGACAAUGACGCAGACAACAAGAAGUUCAUUUUUGAGCUGAAUGGGAAAAAAUGGAUGAAAUUACCUGAAGAGCUUCAGUAUAUGACUUAUCUCAAGGAAUGGCACAUCCACGGGACCAGGAUUCCCGAGAUUCCCACUUACAUUGAGGCGUUUGUGGAUCUGCAAGUGCUGGACGUCCCAAAAAAUGGACUGACUAGGCUUCCUACUGAAAUAGGGUCACAGAAAUCCAACGCAAAUGUCUCAUCUUUCACAGGGAAACUGAUCAACCUGAAGGAAUUAAAUGUGAAUUAUAAUAAACUGUUAAGCAUUCCACCUGAACUCGGAGAAUGUGAGCAUCUGGAACGAUUAGAGAUGACGGCGAACAGAAACCUGGCCGAGCUUCCCUUUGAGCUGAGUAAUCUAAAGAAGUUGACGCACUUGGACGUGGCAGAGAAUCAGUUUGCCAGUAUUCCUGUCUGCGUGCUUCGCAUGGAAAGCCUGAAGUGUUUGGAUAUCAGCAACAACAGACUCAAAGACCUGCCGGAGGACAUCGACAGGCUUGAGUCAUUAGAGAUGCUGUUCCUUCACAAAAACAACGUGCGAUACGUGCCGAUGACCGUGACGAACCUCAUCCAUCUGAGGAUGCUGGUCAUCAGCGCAGACGAACUGUACAGCAUCCCGUCGCAAUUAGUUGACAAUCCUAACAUCAAAUUAAUCCGAUUAUAUGACAAUCCAAUAAAUACUGACAAUGAAGACAUGAACGAGAUAGACGCAGAAGCUCAGGACGAGCGUGACAAGGAGUUCAUGAAGACGUACAUCGAGACUCUUCAAGACAGAGACACUCAGCCGUCAUACACCACUAAAGUCUCCCUCAGCUGCCUGCUGUAGAACCAGAUGACUCUAAAUAUGACACAAUCAUCUGCUGCAGAAUGACACCGAAUGAAAUCAGUGUUUUAAAUGCUUCCACUGGAGUCUAUUUAUUAGUUUUCUCAUUCCAAGUUCAAUUAAAACUGAAAAGCAGGUUACACUGGAUGAUAAGCUGUUAGUAUCUAAAGGGUUUGGGUUUCUUCUCUAGCAGCGUUUACUAUUAUUUAAGAAAAACAGCUGGGAGUUUGUAGGCUUGAAGUUCAUAGUUUCCUUUAAACUAGUUAAAAUCUGAUCCCAAACCCAUUUUGAUUUGGUUUUCUGUGAAGAUUUACAUCGUUUAGUUUGUUUGAUGUGACCAAACGUUUCACAGCAUGCUGAUAAUGAUUUUUUCUGUCUGCGAGUCAAUGUUUUAUA